Cyclospora cayetanensis is the source of this 879-nucleotide messenger RNA. Its product is annotated as nucleolin-like. Gene Ontology annotation, molecular function: RNA binding. The record is from RefSeq and is a predicted model, not a curated record. Bases 1 to 879 code for a protein of 292 amino acids. NCBI's taxonomy places the organism in Eukaryota, Apicomplexa, Conoidasida, Eucoccidiorida, Eimeriidae. The transcript is spliced from 4 exons.
AUGUGUAUACAUGGCGAAUCGGUUGCUCUUGUGGGUCAUGUCCCCAGGGAUUCCAAAAGUCUGGAAGCAGAACCUGCUUCAGGGUCAAUAAGCGUGGCAAUUCAAGUUGAAGAUGAAGAGGAUGCUGUACUUCAUGUGGGGAAUCUUGACCGGCGGGUGACGGAAAGCCAGCUGCACAGUGCCUUACAAGGAGUGGUGAAGACUCUACGCGUCACCAUACCCAAGGGCAGCGAUUCGAUGUCUGCCGGCUACGCGAUUGUACAAUUCGCAUCUGCAAGGGCAGCAAAAGAAGCAAUUGCAACUUGUGCCAAGCUCCAAUUGUGUGGCAGGAGAACCAUUAUGUGGGUUAAAAGCAGUGUCCUCUGCCCAGUAGGCUACGCCAGUAACGCCAAACUAAAUGCAAGAUCGAAACAUGUGCAUUUGCUUGUGUACUCACUCACAGCCCAAGCCGCUUACUUAAGCGGCAGCGAUACGCUGCUGUUCGAUAACUUGACGUUCUCAACUACGGAGGCCAUGCUGUACAAGCUUGUUUCGCGUGUUGGAACAGUACAGUCGAUUCGCGUAGUGCGGGACGAGGAAACUAGCAAAUCAUUGGGCUACGCAUAUGUCCAAAUGUCGUCACCUCAAGAAGCUGCCCGAACCUUGAAUAUUUUCAGGGACUCUGUUAUCGAUUCCCAACGCUCAGCAAAGAAUAAUACUGCAGAGACCCACUGUAUGAACGCUUCCUGUAGUACCCACUCUGUCGCCUUAACUCUAACAAAGCAGUGGCACAACAAGCACUUAUUUGUUGGAGGAUAUGUAGCUACACAGGCGGGGUGGAGUCACGACGCUUGCCACCAGAGCCGUUGUACGUGUGUAAAAGUGCACAGUGAGCCGUAA